This is a messenger RNA of Colletotrichum chrysophilum, 630 nucleotides long. RefSeq lists its product as uncharacterized. The transcript has 2 exons. The record is from RefSeq and is a predicted model, not a curated record. NCBI's taxonomy places the organism in Eukaryota, Fungi, Ascomycota, Sordariomycetes, Glomerellales, Glomerellaceae. Bases 1 to 630 code for a protein of 209 amino acids.
AUGAACCAGGGAGACCACAUCAGGCGCAAGCCUACUCCGUCCUACGUGCCACCGCUGGGGUAUGAUGAAGCCCUUUUGCUCGCUUCGGCCGAUACUCAAGUCUACGACUGGAGCCCAGAGAACAACACAGGGGCACAAUCUUCAGGAGACCACCGCCAAGAUAGGGAGAGCAAGGAGCCAAAAUCUAGCACCACAUUCGGGACCCGUGAAAGCGAAUACGAACUUGUCAAAACCAGCAGCGCCGACAAGAGCAAGGAGAGGUCAAUACGCAGAAAACGCCCAAGAUUCUACGUCUUACGAGGGUGGUGGCAGGAGAUCGCGUGGUCCAUCAUCAGCCUCAUAUGCGUCAUUGUAUUGGUCACUUUGUUGAACUCCUACGAUGGCAGACCAUUGCCAAGUUGGCCAUCAGGUCUAACGCUCAAUACUGUCAUCGCCUUUGUGUCGACCAUCUGUCGGACUGCUUUCAUCCUACCGGUCAUGGAAAGCUUGUCGCAGUACAAGUGGAAUUGGUACAAGAAGUCGCCGAGACCGUUGGCAGAUUUUCGCGUCUUCGACGAAGCCAGCAGAGGACCUUGGGGGAGCUUGAAGUUGCUUGUCACAACGAAGGGAAGGCUAUACCUCGAGCCUUGA